CCAGUUCGGUCAUCAAGAUCAAGCUGCUGCGUUUCGCCUAGAUUUUUUAACUCAACUUAACUCAAUCUUGAUGGUCGACCUACUUCCGUCAGUUGUAGUGUAAUCGCGAAAGUGUAGCCCUCUCAUCAUAUAAUGAUAGUGACUUACUUCAUCACGACGAACCACUGCCAUUUUUUCUUACACCGACUGAUGAACAAGAUACUGUACAACAACAGGAUGAUUGCUAAUCAUUAUGAAGCGUCGCGAUCUCUUUCAUUGACUUACUCACUCAAAUUCACUCACUACUCCUACUGAAACUGAAACUGACGGAUAGAAAAAUCAAACACGCUGAAGUCGUCCG
Molecule: messenger RNA, 340 nt
Organism: Amoebophrya sp. A25
Lineage: Eukaryota; Dinophyceae; Syndiniales; Amoebophryaceae
Source: the annotation of a GenBank genome assembly